Molecule: messenger RNA, 2760 nt
Organism: Staurois parvus
Lineage: Eukaryota; Metazoa; Chordata; Amphibia; Anura; Ranidae
Source: the annotation of a GenBank genome assembly
AUGAUUAAUUCCUGUCCUGAGUGCGGGAAAUGUUUUCUUUAUAAAUCAGAACUGGUCAAACAUCAGAGAACUCACACAGGGGAGAGGCCGUUUCCCUGUCCUGAGUGCGGGAAACGUUUUACACACAAGUACAAACUCUAUGAACAUCAGAUGUGGCACACAGGGGAGGAUCUUUAUUCCUGCUCUGAGUGCGGGAAACGUUUUGUACGUCAGUCUUCUCUCACUGUGCAUCAGAGGUCUCACACAGGGGAGAAACCGUUCUCCUGUUCUGAGUGCGGGAAAGGUUUUGUGAUAAAAUCAGACCUCACUCAACAUCAGAUGUUUCACACGGGGGAAAGGCUCUAUUCCUGCUCUGAAUGUGGAAAAGAAUUUUCACGCAAGUCUUAUCUCACUGAUCAUCAGAGAACUCAUACGGGGGAGAGACCAUUUUCCUGCUCUGAGUGCGGGAAAAGUUUUAGCCGGAGGUAUCAUCUCGAUGUGCAUCAGAGGUCCCACACAGGCGAGAAGCCGUAUUUGUGCUCAGAUUGUGGAUUACGUUUUAAAUGCAAGUCUCAUCUCGCUGGGCAUCAAAUAUCUCACACAGGGAUGAAGCCACAUUGCUGCUCUGAGUGCGGGAAAAAUACCCACACAGGGGAAAAGCCAUAUCCCUGCCCUAAGUGUGGGAAACGUUUUCUACGCAAGUCUCACAUUGCUGUGCAUCUGAGGUCUCACACGGAGGAGAAGCCGUAUUCCUGCUCGGAGUGCGGGAAAUGUUAUAAGCCAGAACUGGUAUCAACAAAAAAAAAAAAAAAAAACGCAGGGGAAAAGCCAUAUUCAUUUUUUAUUGCGGGAAAUGUUUUCCAUGGAUGUGCAAUCUUUAUGACUAUAAAAAGAUUCUAUACAGGGGAGAAUCUGUAUUCUUGUCCUGAGUGCGGGAAAUGUUUUCCAAUAAUGGACAAUCUUUAUGAACAUCUGAGGUUCCACACCGGGGAUAAGUCAUAUUCCUGCCUUGAGUGCGGGAAAUGUUUUCUGUUAAUGUACAAUCUUUUUGAACAUCUGAGAUUCCACACAGGAGAGAAGCCGUAUUCCUGCCCUGUGUGCGGGAAAUGUUUUCCACGGAUGUGCAAUCUUUAUAACUAUAAAAGAUUCUAUACAGGGGAGAAUCUGUGUUCUUGUCCUGAGUGCGGGAAAUGUUUUCCAAUAAUGGACAAUCUUUAUGAACAUCUGAGGUUCCACACUGGGGAGAAGUCAUAUUCCUGCCGUGAGUGCGGGAAAUGUUUUCUGUUAAUGUACAAUCGAUCUCCCCUGACCUUCAUUAGAAGCGGGAAGAAGAAAUUUUCCUGCACUGAGUGUGGGGAAUCUUUUCUAUGGCAAUAUCAUUUGAAUGUACAUCAGAGAUUGCACACGGGGGAGAAGCUUCAUUCCUGUCCUGAGUGUGGUAAAUGUUUUCUUUACAAGUCAGACCUGCUCACGCAUCAAAAAUCUCAUCCGGGUGCGAAGCCUUUUUCCUGUUCUGUGUGCAGCAAAUGUUUUUCACAGAAGUCUGAACUUGAUGAACAUCAGAUGUGGCACACAGGGGGGAAGCAAUAUUCCUGUCCUAAGUGCGGGAAACGUUUUUUACAUAAAUCUAAUCUCUCUGUGCAUCAGAGGUCUCAUACGUUGGAAAAGCCAUACUCCUGUUUGGAGUGCGGGAAACGUUUUGCGUUAAAAUCAGAUCUUGACAAACAUCAGAUGUCUCACACAGGGGAUCUGCUAUAUUCCUGUUCUGAGUGCGGAAAAGGUUUUACAUGUACGUCUCAUCUGGCUAAUCAUCAGAGGUCUCAUACAGAGGAGAAGCCGUAUUUCUGCUCCGAGUGCGGGAAAAGUUUUGCACGUAAGUGUCAUUUCUCCGAUCAUCAGAGGUCCCAUGCGGGGGAAAAGCCGCAUUCCUGCUCUGAGUGCGGGAAAAGCUUUCUGAAAAAAUCUUAUCUCUCUUUGCACCAGAGAUUGCACACGGGGGAGAAGCCAUAUUCCUGUCCGGAGUGCGGGAAAUGUUUUACACGUAAUUCCCAACUCACUGUGCAUUUGAGGUCUCACACCGAGGAGAAGCCGUAUUCCUGCUCAGAGUGCGGGAAAUGUUAUAAACACAAACAACAGCUUGUAAAACAUGAAAGAUCCCACACAGGGCAGAAGCCACAUUCCUUCCCCAAAUGUGCAGAAAGUCUUAGCUCUGAAUUAAGUCUUUCUGUACAUCAGAGAUCUCACACGGGGGAGAAUCUUCAUUCCUGCUCGGUGUGCGGGGAAUCUUUCCUGUAUAAAUACCAUCUUUCUGUACACCAAAGACUGCACACGGGUAAGACGCUUCAUUCCUGUCCUGAGUGCAAGAAAUGUUUUCCCUAUAAAUCAUCACUGGUCACACAUCAGAAAUCGCACACGGGUGGGCAGCCCUAUUGUUGUCCUGAGUGUGGGGAAUCUUUCCUACAUAGAUACCAUCUUACAGUACAUCAGAGGUCACAUACGGGUCAGAAGAUUCAUUCCUGUCCAGAGUGCGGGAAAGGUUUUCUUCAUCAAUCAGAACUGGUCACACAUCAGAGGUCCCACACGGGAGAGAAGUUGUAUUCCUGUCCUGAGUGCGGGAAAUGUUUUUCACAAAAGUCCAAUCUUUCUGCACAUCAGAGAUUGCACACAGGGGGGGAGAAGUUUUAUUCUUGUCCUGAGUGUGAUCGAACUUUUAUUCACAAAAUCAGCACUAGUGACGCAUCAGAGAUCCCACACGGGGGAGAAGCCUUAUUCCUGUCCUGA